Molecule: messenger RNA, 1413 nt
Organism: Carassius gibelio (silver crucian carp)
Lineage: Eukaryota; Metazoa; Chordata; Actinopteri; Cypriniformes; Cyprinidae
Exons: 6
Coding region: 1-1413 (470 amino acids)
Molecular function (GO): zinc ion binding
Source: RefSeq, a predicted model, not a curated record
AUGUCAGCUAGAGUGUUUUCGACGAGCCUGAGUUUUCUUCCCAAGUUCACCAGCGCCGAUGUGGUGAAGAGUGUGGAGGUGCAUUUGUCCACUAAAGGGAACAAAUUGGACAAAGGAUACAAGUUCUUCCACGAAGAGUUUAUCCACAAUUAUCAAGUUUUAAAUAUACUCCAGGGACAGGUAGUAGUGAGAGGUAAAUGCUUCAGGUCAAUGAGAAAGAGCGAGGAGCCUCACAAACUGGAGAUAUCACUGGAUGUAGAGAGUGCCAACCUGAAAGCUUUCUCCUGCAGUUGUGCGGCUGGUAAAGGAUUCUGCAAUCACAUAGUUGCCAUCCUGUACCAGACCGCACAUUAUUCACAGCUGGGUCUGCAGGCUGUUCCACCCCCACUGGCCUGCACAAGUGGCUUGCAAAGAUGGCACAGACCAAGAACAGAGGGAAUCCAUCCUGAACCGGCUAGUGAGCUGGUGGUGCAAAAGCCCAAAACAGUUGGCAAGGAUGGUCUGAGGUCCACACUGUACAAGGCAUAUACAGGACCACUGCCAGAUCCAUAUAUGAUGGCAUCUGGAAGCAAAUUAAGCCAGGUGCAGCCCCAACCUCUCAUGGCUGUUGUAUUGGAUGGGCUUUCUGAGAUGGAGUUGACGCCAUCUAAACUUGGGUCUGUCCCUCGUGGAUCCCCCAUGUCCUAUCACUGUCCACCCAAGAAGUCCAGUGACCUCCUCCUACACCACAUGGCUCCAGAAUUUCCAUCCCUUCCUUUGAUGCAGCACAUUUUUCCCAGGUUGCAUUUUGUCCCGACCUUGCAUCAGUUUAUGCAUCUCCAGUCUCUUGAAGUGUCACCGCAGCUGUCCUGUGAGAUAGCAAAAGAAACUCAGCAGCAAUCCAAAUGUCCUGCGUGGACACAGCUACGGCGACCAAGGCUGACUGCUAGUCGUUUUUGGGAUGCUUGUUGUAGUAGGGCGUGUCGUGCAGAGCUGGAGUCUGCAGCUAUUCAGAUGAUCAGAGGCUCCACAAAGCAAACAGCUGCAAUGAAGCGUGGUCUACUAGUGGAGCCUGAAGUACUGGCAAACUAUGCUGAACUGUUGCGAGUUAAUGUGUUACCAGCAGGAUUCGUCAUUCACCCUGACGCACCACAUCUCGGGGCCAGUCCAGACGGUCGGGUGUAUGACCCUUCAGAGUCACCUCCUUUUGGCCUGGUUGAAGUGAAGAGCAGCACAAAAACUGAUCCAUCUCAGGUUGCUCACCUCAAGGUGCAGGAAGGCCACGCCAGUCUGAGGCGUUCACAUAAGUACUACUGGCAGGUUCAGGGCCAACUGGCAAUCACAGGAUUGACAUGGUGUGACUUUGUUACCGAUACCCGAUCAACUUUAACCGUGGAAAGAAUUUGGCUUUGUCUUAAUGUUAAUGAUCUGUAA